Molecule: messenger RNA, 4109 nt
Organism: Peromyscus leucopus (white-footed mouse)
Lineage: Eukaryota; Metazoa; Chordata; Mammalia; Rodentia; Cricetidae
Gene: Frmd5
Product: FERM domain containing 5
Exons: 15
Coding region: 1400-2950 (516 amino acids)
Cellular component (GO): cytoskeleton
Molecular function (GO): cytoskeletal protein binding
Source: RefSeq, a predicted model, not a curated record
ACUAACGUUCUGCAUUGACAUUGUUUCAGAGCUGGAUCUUGUCACCCGCUAGGCCAGUGUUCUACCACUGAAUUACAUCUCUAUUCUAGCCUGAUUCCUUUAUGACAUUUCCUUCCAUUGAAAUCUUUGAGGGUGGAGCUAGUGAGAUGGUUCAGUGGGUAAAGGUGCUUGCCAGGCUAGUCUGGCGACACGAGCUUAACCACUGCAAACCACAUAAAAGUGGAAGGAGAGAACUGAUUCCACAAAGUUGUUCUCUGACCUCCACACUUGUGCGUGGCCCCUGGGUGUUCAUAUUCCCCGCACGCGCACAUGAUAAUAUUACUAAUCAUAAAAUCUUUGAGGGUGAAUAUGUCUCUGAGUGAAGUUCUGGGAAGGAACUUUAAGUCUGCAGAUGUGGAGAACACAAAGGAAAGAAAGCAUCUCCCCCUUUUCUUUGUGUGCUGUACAGCUCCUGACCUAUUGUGUUUUGCUGAGGAAGUCUGAAGAUGCAGUAAAUCUUUCUGAAAGUGCAAGGAAAGGUCCAUCACUUCCUGUUCCUAGCCCAGCGAUGGAGCACACCUCAGGCUCCUUUUGUCUUCUGAUAAUAAAAAGGAGGGUUAGAGCGCAGGGAUUUCUAGGCGCUAAAUCCGGGCGCUUACAAGCUUCCGUGGUUGCAGCGGUGGAAGUAGCUAUUGUAAGACAGAUGUUCACCAAAUUAAGGGUGCGCAAGAACAGGGGCCCACGGAGCAGACUUAGGGUAGCGCACAGGUGGGGGCAGCCGCCUGGUCUGGAGUCGUGGGCGCCUGUUUUCUGCAGGUGCUGCCUCCUCGCCUUGGUUUCCAAGAGGGCAGGAACCGCGCGUUGCAGGGUGCAGGACUUGACUCCUGGAACAGUUCACAAAUGUUAUUCCAGGUAGCAGACACCGAUCUUGUCAAGUGUCCACACAUGGCCCAGCCGAGGCAAACAGCAUUCAUACCAACCACCGCCCGCGAAGGGAGCGAGCGAGGGCUUGGGACGCUAGAGGGCUGGUCCGACUGGGUUCGGUACUGCUGUUUUGCGAUGAUUGCUUCCUCAGCCCGCUCAUCAUCCCUAUUCCCUAUCGUGAUUGGCUCUUCCUCCUGCCAAUCGGUUCCGCCGCGCUGACCUCCAUUGGCCCCCUACCUAGGCCCCGCCCCAUGAGCUGGGCACGGGCACUGGGGCGCCCGGGAGAGAACCCAGCUUGCUUGGGGCUUGGGGGGGAGGCGGUGGUGGCUCUGGAGAAGGAAGAAGAGUGGGGCGGGAGGAGGCAGCGGCGGCGAUCCGGCCAGGGUGAUGGUACAGGUGCCAGGGCCCGGCGCGGAGCUGCCGCGCUGAAGGGCGACGGGUCCGGAGUCCGCAGCGCCGCCGCGUCGCUCCCGGGGACGGGCGAGCGGGCGGGAAGAUGCUGAGCAGGUUGAUGAGCGGCAGCAGCAGGAGUCUGGAGCGCGAGUACAGCUGCACCGUGCGGCUGCUGGACGACAGCGAGUACACCUGCACCAUCCAGAGAGAUGCCAAAGGCCAGUACCUGUUUGACCUCCUUUGCCACCACCUGAACCUACUUGAGAAAGACUACUUUGGGAUUCGUUUUGUGGACCCAGAUAAGCAGCGGCACUGGUUGGAGUUUACAAAGUCCGUGGUGAAGCAGCUGAGAUCCCAGCCUCCGUUCACCAUGUGCUUCCGUGUGAAGUUCUACCCUGCAGACCCUGCUGCCCUGAAAGAAGAAAUAACCAGGUACUUAGUGUUCCUGCAGAUCAAAAGGGAUCUCUACCAUGGCCGUCUCCUCUGUAAAACGUCCGAUGCCGCCUUGUUAGCAGCCUAUAUCCUUCAAGCGGAGAUUGGGGAUUACGACCCAGGAAAGCACCCUGAAGGCUACAGCUCCAAGUUCCAAUUUUUCCCGAAACAUUCAGAGAAACUGGAAAAGAAAAUUGCCGAGAUUCACAAGACUGAACUCAGUGGUCAGACACCAGCAACAUCAGAGCUGAAUUUCCUAAGAAAGGCACAGACACUAGAGACCUACGGAGUGGACCCUCACCCAUGUAAGGAUGUGUCAGGAAAUGCUGCGUUUCUGGCCUUCACGCCUUUCGGGUUUGUUGUCCUGCAAGGAAACAAGAGGGUCCACUUCAUUAAGUGGAAUGAGGUGACCAAGCUGAAAUUUGAAGGGAAGACUUUCUAUUUAUAUGUAAGUCAGAAAGAGGAAAAAAAAAUCAUUCUCACAUAUUUUGCUCCAACCCCAGAAGCCUGCAAGCACCUCUGGAAGUGUGGGAUUGAGAAUCAAGCCUUCUACAAGCUGGAGAAGUCAAGCCAAGUUCGCACAGUGUCCAGCAGCAAUUUAUUCUUUAAAGGGAGCCGGUUCCGAUACAGCGGCCGGGUUGCAAAGGAAGUCAUGGAGUCAAGUGCCAAGAUCAAACGGGAGCCACCAGAAAUACACAGAGCAGGGAUGGUUCCUAGCCGCAGCUGCCCCUCCAUAACCCACGGCCCACGGCUGAGCAGCGUCCCUAGAACACGAAGAAGAGCUGUUCACAUCUCCAUCAUGGAAGGCCUGGAGUCCCUCCGAGACAGUGCCCACUCCACCCCAGUGCGGUCCUCUUCCCACGGGGACACCUUCUUGCCUCACGUGAGGAGCAGCCGGGCAGACAGCAACGAACGCGUGGCUGUGAUCGCAGACGAGGCCUACAGCCCCGCAGACAGCGUGCUACCCACCCCGGUGGCCGAGCACAGCCUGGAGCUGAUGCUGCUUUCCCGGCAGAUCAAUGGAGCCACGUGCAGCAUUGAGGAGGAGAAGGAGUCUGAGGCCAGCACCCCGACUGCGGCGGAGGUGGAGGCCCUCGGGGGAGAGCUGAGGGCCCUGUGCCAGGGGCACGGCGGGCCAGAGCAAGAACAGAGUGGGCAUGUGAAGGGACCACCACCACCACAGCAGCAGCAGCAAGAGGGGUGGGGUAAGUCUGUCCCUUAGAGUAGAGCCUGGUGGACAUCACUAGGUCUUAUUUAAUGGUUUGGGUUUUUUUCUGAAGAACUUUAAGACUCUUCUAGCGCUUCUGGGGUAUUAAAUGAAGUCAGUGGCAGCCAAGUGCACUGUGGGAAAUGUCCUGUGGCUUAGUUACCAGAGGCCUGUGCUAAGUGGCCUGAGAGCCUGCAGGGUGUAGAGAGCAGGGCUUGCUUUGUACAGUAUGCCCUUCCAAAAAAGGACUAUUUCAAGCUCUAUUUUAACAGCAAAAUGUUAUUUUCUUAUCUAUUCAUAUUUUGUUUUUACUUUGUGGAUUAAGAAAAUAGAACCUGAUGAACUUAUAGAUGCAAGAAACAGAUCUGAGGAAAACAUCAAGUGUCUCCUGGUCCCUUGGAAGGGACCAGGAGACACUCUAAAUAAACAGAAUCCCUAAGUGAUGCCUACAAGAGACAGAAUUUGACCAUGGCAGAGACCAGCACUCACUGUAGAAAUGCCACCUAUCGGGUCAGCCUCUGCUCCUGGAAAUAAGGCCAAGCAGAAAAUUGGGCAUCACUCACAGCAGCACAGGAACACACUAAGGUGAGCAGGAGUCCCCAGGCCUCUGCACUUAAAAACAAUCACACACAGAUCUUGUUUUCAUCUCAGGGAGGGGUUGCUAAGUCAUCUGAGGCCCAAGGACUUAUUAAAGGACAGUCAAGGGGUAUACUCCUGGGACCCAGACAAGAGCGGAGCUCAACAGCGCCAAAUGCAGGAGACUGGACUGUCGUACACGUGAGCUCCUCGUAAUUUUUUUUUGCCAUGUUCAUGUUCUGAAUAUAGCAGCCACAGAAAACCAGUGGUCUGGAGGAUGCCAGGGCAUUUACGUAAUUUUAAAGAUGCCAUUCAUAUCUAGACUAGAGGUCAGCAAAUCUCUUUUAACACAAUUUUGGUUUGUGGACCAUACUCUGCACACCUCUGAUAAUGUAUGCAUAAGGGAACGUGGCUUACUCCAAGAAAAUGCUAUUUUAGAAAAAAAGUGUAGGGCUGAGGAUGUAGCUCGGUGGGUAGAGUACUUGCCUAGCAUUCAUAAGGCCCUGAUUUCAUGGCUAACACUGCAUAAAACCAGGUGUGGUAGUAUAUACCUGUGGUCCCAGCAUUCAGCUGGAGACAGGAGGAUCAGAAGCUCAAG